CUGUUGCUCCUGCAGGAACAGAAGGGUGAAGUAAUCUUACUGUUGCCACCAAUCUUACAGAUGGAAGAAAUGAAUUUGUGCAUCUUAGUGACAAAUUUGGACCUCUUGGGGCACAUAUUCAGAUACUGUGUCUGAGACCUCAUGGCAUAAUUCUGUUUCUCUAAAAGUCUCUUGUUUUCCUAAACGCAACAAAAGUAUUUCUUCGCAAUGCUAAAGCUUUUCCAGGCAGCGUUUAGUCAGACUCCUGGAUAAAAGCAUUCCUUCUGGCUGUGGAAUUCUCAGUGCUUCCUUCUGCGUUUCCAAUUUGCCCUGUUUAUUUUUUCCCCAUGACACACAGCUUUUCCUGAAUCACCUCUGCCCUUACCAGCCCUGGUAAGUGCUGACACUUGUGCAUGGGUGAGAUCUUGGGCACUUGCCUCCACUCCAGCGACCACCAAUAAACAUAGGAGUAGUUCAUCGCCUCCUCCGCUGGAAGGUGGUGGCUGUGCUCAGCAGCCGCCUGCGAUGGGACGGCCACCAGUCCCACCAGGCAGCAGGACAUUCCUGUGCAUGAAAAUGGGGUGCCAGUAAAACGGUCACAUCAUAUUGCCUGAAGUGGCUUCCAGCAAACAGACACCACAGAGGUCUAUCUGUUUCUGUAUGGGUGAAUAGAAGGUAAUGUAUCUAAAGAAAAGUACCUGCAUGCGGCCUGCAGAGAGCUGAGCUGGAACCUGGCAGCCGCAUUGCAGGACAGAUCCCAAGGUGUUGAUGACUGUCCACAGGAGACACAGGCUCUGCAUGCCAGGACACUUGGAGAAGCUGCAAAAUGCUCUGCAUUGCCAGGGGGAGCACAGCGCGAGGCAGGGGCAGUCGUUCUGCCCUGGUAUAAACCCCUGGUGCACUCAUGUCUGGAGUGCUGCACAGAGAUCUAGUCACCACAUCGCGAGAUGGGUGUAGGGGAGGUGGGAGAAGGCCCAGAGAAGAGCGGCGGGCACAGCAAGGGAAGUGGGGUCGCAGCGAGGGGAGCAGGGCUGCUGCUGCGCGGGGAGGAGUGAGAGCCUGGGCGCUGGGCCCGAGAGGGGAACGGGGCAACAGGCCAGGGCUGGCGGCGGGCGGUGCCGCGCAGGCCGAAGGCAGGACACCAACCCACAGCACCGAGACAAGCGGCAUUAUGAAGGCCAGUGGCCGCCCGGCUGCCAGCGGCCGCGCCGGGGCGAGCUCCAGCGCCGUGCCCGGAGCGGAGCCGGAGGAGCCCCCGGGAAGCCGCACCGCCGCGCCGGGGCUGCUGAAGUGCCGCCGCUGCCGUUACCUGCGCACGGGCCGGGCCUCCUGCCAGGCAGUGCAGGCGCUACUGGCCCUGCUGGCCCUGGUCUGCGGCUCCGUGUCCUGCGGCCCCCCCGGGGGGUACACGGGCCUCCCCGACGCGGGCGGCAUCUAUUACUACCAGUACGGCGGGGCUUACAGCGGCUUCAGCGGAGCCGAGGGGGAGAGAGCCCAGCAGCUCGACCAGCGCUUCCACCUACUGAAGCUGCCAGCGGGAAGGGCAGCGAUGGCCGCGGGAGGGGCCCUCCUGCUCUUCUCCUGCCUUCUCGUUUUGGUUGGUGUUCUACGGCUACCCUGGCAUUUCCCAGCGUGGCUGCUACUUGAAUGCAUCCUGGACACAGUGAUUGCGGUUGGCAUGGUGCCCGCUCUGUACCGUUUCUUCAGUUUUCUGCUGGGGGUCUAUAAUUCACCGCUGUGCAAAGAGAGAGAGCUGUUGUAUCAAAGUAAAGGCUACCAGGGCUUUAAAUGCAGCCUGCACGGGGCAGAGAUCGCUGCUGGCCUCUUGGGCUGUGCAGCUGGCAUGGCAUACCUGCUCGGGGCCGGCCUCGCUGCCAGGGCAUACAGGACAGUUCACAAACUGAAACAGAAUCCAGAACAAUUAUAUGAGGUAUAGAAUGAUUCCUCCACUCCAGUAACAGUCAUGAUUUUUGCCAGCCUCCUUGCUUUUCCUUGCUUCUGGCCAGUGCCUCCUUAAAGCUGCAGCAGAACACACACAGAGUAUAGCUCUAAAUAUGGUACAGUCAAGCUGUUCCUAACUUGAAUCUGCAUUAUUGAAUCAUUAGUGGACACUAAGUUUAGUCCGAUGGCUUGUCCUCAUCUGGCAGCUGUCUCUUUAGUAGAGAACGACUGUCCCCAUGUAGGUGACUAGCAAGCUGCUUGCUCCCCGCACAGCCUUCCUGUCCUCGGCCAGCUGGCUUGCUCUCCAGCAACGUCUUGCUGGAAGUACUGCUGCUAUGUACUUACACUGGUGAACAGCUUUCUGUAGCUGAAACUGUCCUUGCAAAGAGCAUGUGACUGUUCACUGAGAUCGGUGGCAGCUAAGUACUGCUUUCUCGAGGGCCUCUUGGAACUUAACAGGGCAGUCUGGAGAUGGCAUUUACAGAGCUAUUGGAGAAUCCUGAAAUAAACUUGCAAAACAAUGAAUACACUCAGCCUAGCUUGCGACAGAAUGCCUUUUCCAACUCUCCUGGCAAGGGCAUGUUUUUUUAUGAAAUGGUCUUUUAUAUAACUUUGUAUACAACAGUUUCGCUUAAAAAGAUGCCCCGAGUUGGGAUAAUCAGACAGAAGCUUUAAGAGCUCAAACAAGUGGCUGAAGAUAGAAGUAUACUUUUUUCAAAAUACUUUUUUAAUAUACAAGUUGGGGAAAUGAGAUUCUGCUCUUGUAUUAUUUUUUAAAAAAAGGUGAAAUUUACUUUGUAAAAAAAAAACUUCUAUAGGAAAUUUAACAGGGGAAAGUAGCACUAGAAUCACAAAAUCAUGCGUCGGAAUGAAAUGUCACUUCAGAGUAGUGUCCACUAUGUGCACUGUCCAUAUGAAGAUGGAACUGCCACUGGUCUCACAGACCAGUUCUGCCCGUAUUAAAAAAAAAACCCCCAAACUAAACAUACCAGAAAUGUGCUUUGUCUCGGAUGGAUCUCAGGUUUCACUGGCACCAGUAACAAAAUCUUCCCAAUUACCAAAACCAUGGAACAUUGUUGGAAGUAGAGAUACAAAAGUAAAACAAAUGCUAACUAGGAACACACCAGGUACUCUGGGGUUUGUUUGAUUUCUCCUCCCUUUUGAGAAGCUAGAUGUACCGAGCGUCUCAGCACAGGGCUCUGUAUGGGCAGUCCACUGUGGUCUUUAAUUCUUUUAAUGAUUCUGUAUUUCCUGUUUGCUGCAGCUACUUCUAGAGAGCUGUACAGUACUAUUUAGAGCAAGUUCACAGGGCAGGAUUCCUCUGGCAGCAUACAGAAAGCUGCCUAAUAAUUGGUAUUAUGGAUUCUACCCUCACAGUGUUCUGGCAAGUAGCUUUUGUAUGCAAGGCUGAUGAGUGAAGUAGCACAAAGAGCUCAAUGAAGGAGAAUCUACAGCACAGCUACUGCUAGCCGCAACUAUGUUUGACUUUGAUAUUGCACAAAUUCCCCUCCAGCACAGUAACGGAAUCAGAAUAUAUGGUUAGAUGAAAGUAAAAAUCUUUAUUGCUACGUCAGCUGAAAAUUUGAUGCAAAAAUAUUCUUCCUUCCUGGACUGCUCUAUACAUCUGAAUAAAGCAUCAAUGGAA
Falco peregrinus (peregrine falcon) is the source of this 3565-nucleotide messenger RNA. RefSeq names its product MARVEL domain containing 3 (gene MARVELD3). Lineage: Eukaryota; Metazoa; Chordata; Aves; Falconiformes; Falconidae. The transcript is spliced from 3 exons. Gene Ontology annotation, cellular component: membrane. The coding region runs from base 884 to 1915 and encodes 343 amino acids. The record is from RefSeq and is a predicted model, not a curated record.